UCUGUUUUGACUGUCUUAGCAGUUUGAUCUAAUUUGAGGCCGUUAACGUGUUUUAAGGUUACUGUGCUCAGAGUCGCAUGACGUCACGCCCUCACGCGUUGCAUCCCCAGCCUCAGUUUUCUUCAUCAGAGCGGAGAACAGUCCGGAUCAAACGGCGUGGUUUUCUCUUUCCACCUGCAAACGGAAUGUAUUUUUCCAGCUUUUGGGGAUGUAUAGUUUGAACACGCGUUUAGUCGGUUGCGGGACUGUGACAAUUAAAGUUAAAUGAAUUCCCUCGUUAAGUUGAACUGAUUGGUUCAGGGUUAUUUACUGUGGUUUCUACUGACUCUUUGCGGUCGCGGCUGUAAAGUUUUUUCUCCUAAAACCCACUGACAGCUCCUGUGUCGGAUCAAACACGCCCGCGCUGCCGGAGUGUGACAGAGCAGCGGACGAACAGAGGAGUUGAUGGGAGCGGAGUGAAGUGGAAAUGGUCCACCAACGCGCUUCUUCCUUGUGUCUCACUUAUGUUUUUUGUGUGUCCAAAAACUCCGGCUGAUUUGCGCGACGUGGUUGUAGUUGCUUGACUCAGCUCGAGAGUGGGAAUCUCACUGUUGGAUCUACAGGAUGCAUCAUCACUUGAACCCAUGUACUGUGCUACCCGAAGAAAAGAGGAUCUGUCUGACAAGUUCUCUUGACAUUUUGUUUUAAACACCUCUUUUAACCACAUACGAAAUCUCCUCGCGAAAUGAUUUUAACAACUUUAGUCAUUAUAUUGUCCUUCCCGGACUCAGUGUUCACCUUGAAGGGUGACAGCAGUGCAGCCUCCCGGCCCGUCCGCCUGGACUGCGUAAAGGCCAGUGAGCAAUGUCUAAAGGAGUACUCCUGCAGCACCAAGUACCGGACGAUGAGGCAGUGUGUGGCGGGCAGGGAGAGCAACUUCAGUGCGGUCACUGGUCCCGAGGCGCAGGGCGAGUGCCGCAGCGCCAUAGAUGCCAUGAAGCAGAGCCCCCUGUACAACUGCAGGUGUAGGAGGGGCAUGAAGAAGGAGAAGAACUGUCUCCGGAUCUUUUGGAGCAUAUUUCAGAGCUUACAGGGUAAUGAUUUGCUGGAAUACUCCCCAUAUGAACCAGUCAAUAGCCGGCUCUCAGAUAUCUUCCGCCUGGCCCCCAUCAUAGCCGCUGAGCCUGCAUCCACAAAGGAGAACAACUGCCUGAAUGCUGCCAAAGCCUGUAACCUGAAUGACACAUGUAAAAAAUACCGCUCAGCUUACAUCAACCCCUGUACAAGCAGGGUGUCUGCCUCUGAGGUGUGCAACAAGCGCAAAUGCCACAAAGCUCUGAGACAGUUCUUUGACAAGGUUCCACCUAAAUACAGCUAUGGGAUGCUGUUUUGCUCCUGUCCAGCGGGGGAUCAGACAGCAUGUGCAGAGCGCAGACGACAAACUAUUGUACCUGUUUGCUCCUACGAGGACAAAGACAAACCUAACUGUCUCACCCUUCAGAACACAUGCAAGACCAACUACAUCUGCAGGUCAAGGCUGGCAGACUUCAUCAGCAACUGCCAGCCAGAAGCUCGCUCCAUAUCUGGCUGUCUGAGGGAGAACUAUGCUGAUUGUCUGCUGUCUUAUUCAGGUCUUAUUGGUACGGUGAUGACACCCAAUUAUGUGCGAUCUCUUGGUAUUAGCCUGUCACCAUGGUGUGACUGCAGCAGCAGUGGGAACAGCAAACCAGACUGUGAUAAAUUUGCAGAGUUUUUCACCAACAAUCGAUGCCUACGUAACGCCAUCCAGGCAUUUGGCAAUGGUACUGAUGUUGGAGUUUGGCAACCUCAACCCCCAAUUCAACGAACUGUAGUAGAGCCCAGCAUCACCCGGAGGGGUAAAGAGCGAACCAAUAAUGCUCUGGACGCACUGACAGAUAUGACCAAACUGGAUCUUGAUAGUGACUCAUUAUAUCACAUCUGUGGAACCUUACAGGCUCAAAAACUGGUGUCAAAUCAAACAUUGGAUACUACUGUGUGUGUGAAUCAUCAACUGGACAAGUCCAGUGACUCAAAUGCCAUUGCUAGAAGCUCACCAGCUGAACUCAUGUGCUUACACCCCUCCAGUAUGCUCCUUGCACUAGCCUUUGGUUUUACACCAACAGUAUUACCACUAUAAGCCACCUUUUGUAGGAUGUGGGGCCUGUGGAUCAACACUUUUAACUCAAGAAGUAAUUCAGCUCAUGAACUUUAAUUUAGACAUUUGCCAGAGUGUGACACCCACAUUUUUCUUGAGGUGGAAAAGACAACGCAGCACAGUGAGAGCACUGGAAUCAUAGACAACAGUGGACUAUAUCUGAGGAAUCCAUGUUGACUGUUGCAGUGUUGAAAACAGAUCUGCUGAAGCUGUGGCUGAGAUAUCAGCUCAUUUGCCUUCCAUGCCUAGUGGGGGCAAUUUGGUGACUUCCAAAAAAGAAAAAAAAAAAAAAAAAAAAAAAACAUAAGCAAAGGACUGCCAAUGUGCUGAACAGUGUUUAGAGAAUAAUGUGGAUCAGUCUCUGCAUAACUGUGCUUUGAGUCAUCUUGUUAAUGAACUUGCUUUAGUUUAAACAAAAGGGAAACUAAGUGUUGAUCUGUAAUAUGUCAUUAUGGACGACUAACACAUUUCACAGACACACUGUAUGGAAGAAGAUUCAGAAAAACAUUUGAACUCAUUUAAAAGCCCAUGACAUUUUGUUAAAAUAUCCUCGAAGGACAAAGAGCGUAACAGUUUUCUCUUCUUCAUGUUCCGUACUAGGUAUAGAUCAGUUUUGUAGAUUGAUUUGAUUGUUAUGGUGGUUUGUGGUUUCAUCACAUCGCCUCUAAAAAGAGCAAUUUGUACAUAUGAUACAUGAAAUGUGCACUCUGUUACAGUUUGCUGCUGUUAGCUUGUAACAUAUUGUCUGUAAUGUUUUGAGAGUGUAUGUUAGUUUUCGCUGACUGGGGCCUCUCAGCUUCAUCUAGUGUAGCUAUGAUUUUUAAAAUGUGACAGGGUUUGGUUCUUUACAGAUAUGAAUUUAUUGUGUAAUUAUAUUUUGAUGGCAAAGUGCAUAAUGUUAUCUUAAAUGGUAUUUUUCUUGCGGAAUUUCAAACUAUCUGUAACAGCAAAGAGAACAUAAAGAAUUUACAAAAGUGUCUUUAUCGGUCAACAAGUCAAAUAUCCUCUGUUGUUUAGACUGCCACUAUUUGAUUUUAUUUUUUCAUCUUAUUAUAUCUUGGUAAAGAGUAAGAGGACUGGGGGUUGAUGAAUAAAGAAUGUGUGCAUACCCACAAGUGGAGCAAAUGCCAAAAGACAAAAGCCAGUACACAUUAAUUGCUAGCAAUUACUGCUGAUGCAAAUGGAGGGAAAAGAUGAAAACGCUUACAUGGUUAUUAUAUACUUGAUGACACCCUAAUUAUCAAAGACAUUCAAAGAAUGUACAACAUAAUGACAAUGAACGCUGAAGACUUGUUUUGAACAUCUUUACCAUUUUUAAAAAUGUGUAAAAUGUGUUUGUUUAAAUCACUUCCAUGUAUGAUCCCUGUUGACAUCUCAACUAAAGCUUGUAAUGAUGCACUUCUUUAUACAAUGUGUGUCUCAGAUUUGUUUUUAAAAUGGUCAACAAAAAAGUUUGGUCAAAAACUACUACAUAAUUCUUUAAAUUUGUCAUCUAAAUAUUACCAGCAUAAACUUAAAGACAUCUCAUGUAGGAGAACGCCUUUAUGUACAAGUAGCCAUGAAUAUACAUUUUAGAAUUUGGUUUAUCUGUCCAGCUGAAAUAAAAAUGGUGAACAGUGACUCAUGCUGGUUUCUACAGUCAACAGCAAAUGAUACAUUCUGCUUUCAGCUCUUAUCAUUCCUUUUCCACAAUGCUGGUUUAUCUGGUCUUUUAACAACUAGGAAGGACUCCUGUAAAGCAGGGAUUAUGAGAUAGCACCUGGCAGACAGACCACUAUUGUCAGUCAGAUCACAUCAGUCCCGGUGCGGAGUGACACAGGCGGACAAGGACGCAGCCUAUAGAGGACAGACUGCUCGGUGGACAGGAGGGGGACACGUCUCGCCAAGAAUAUGGCCCACCUGUUUUGGCACAGUGAUGGAAUACUUGACCUAGACAGAGAGUCUAAGAUUUAUUAGACGUGUCAGAACCGAAAGGGCCAAAAUAUCCUCCUCAUGUUAUGCAUGAGAUGGAAAUGACAACUGUCCAUUCUAACUAAAAGGAAGGUAUAGUGAAUGGAGAUAUUCUAACACAUGAUGCCUCUAACAAAUCAUUGUAAUAAUUUGAAAUGAUACAAAACAUGUUUUAGAGAACGUGCACUUUAAAGGAAUCGUUUGUGACAUUUUGGUUAAUAUUCUUGUUCGCUUUCAAGAAUUUCUUACAUCUUGUUUGUUGAAUCCAUACAAAACUGUAGUUAAAAACAACAACUUGCCAUUUUAUGAGGGGUUAUGUGCUGGACUAUUUCUUGGCUGGGACCAGUUGCUAGGCAACCAGGGGAGACUCCAGCAAGAUACUGGUCCCAUUGGUUACUCAAAGUUAUGUUCCCAAAGGAUAAGUCCAGGGAUCUUCUAUAUUUGUCUUGUUGUCAACGAAUUUCAUAAAACCAACAGUGAGUUGAUCCCAUUACUAUUGUACAUGUAGUUAAAGUUUGAUAUAGCUUAUUCUGUCUUCUGUGCAACAGAUCUUUAUUGUUAUUAAAAAACUAUUUAU
Molecule: messenger RNA, 4682 nt
Organism: Lates calcarifer (barramundi perch)
Lineage: Eukaryota; Metazoa; Chordata; Actinopteri; Centropomidae
Gene: gfra1b
Product: gdnf family receptor alpha 1b
Biological process (GO): nervous system development
Cellular component (GO): signaling receptor complex; external side of plasma membrane
Molecular function (GO): signaling receptor activity
Source: RefSeq, a predicted model, not a curated record